Molecule: messenger RNA, 1134 nt
Organism: Amblyraja radiata (thorny skate)
Lineage: Eukaryota; Metazoa; Chordata; Chondrichthyes; Rajiformes; Rajidae
Product: inositol 1,4,5-trisphosphate receptor-interacting protein-like
Exons: 3
Coding region: 184-1134 (316 amino acids)
Cellular component (GO): membrane
Source: RefSeq, a predicted model, not a curated record
AGCAAAGAUACUAGAGCUUAGAGCUUUGCCUCCACCGCCAGUAGCGUCACAGGGGGUGGAAUUGGCCCGCGUCACCGGCCGUGAGUCCAGGCAGGCGGCGCUUGCAACACACACAGCAAGUUUGUACAGCGACGCCCCAACUCAGGCAGGCACAAGUGGAGCUUUGGGGAACAAUCAACCAGGAUGACAACUGCGUUAAAACUUUUCAACAUGUGUGUUCUGAUGAUCACGGGGAGCUUGUACCACCCUCGUCUCCUCAGUGAUGAAGUGGAGAGUGAGGAGGUCCAGAACAGAAUCAAGGAGCACGAGUACCGGUACAGACUGGAGAUAGAACGGCUCCAGAGAGAAAUGGAGGAAAAAAGUAACCGUGAUGGUAAUAUAAGGAAUACAUUUGCAAAAAAGGAAGAUUCAGUAACAUGGAAUUGGAACACUCAUAUUAUUCUCCUGCUGGUCACAAUCCAGUUCUUGGGAUUCUGGAUAGGCGGCACUUUGCCACAUAUUCCCCAGGACUAUAAUAGUGAGGAAGAAGAGGAAGAAGAAAAUGAAAAUGAAUUUCCUCGAAGAAUUUACGGCAACAUUUUGAAUAUUCCUGAUCAAAGUGUGCUGGAUCAGUUCUACACCAUUUGCAUUCAGAAUGCGAGCCAAGAGCCAAAUCAGACCUGUGAAUUUGUAGAAAGCUUUGUGGACAAUCUUCUGGAGGCCAGUAGGAAUCUCUGUCAGUGGAACUCUGAGCUGAUCCUUGAAGACUGUGUGGGUAUUGGGAGUCAGUUUGAAAAAUGGGGCUGUAAGACACCAUCUAUAUAUGAUAUUUUGGUUCCAAUUUUUCUCCAGGAUGGAUAUUGUUUUAAACCAGAGAUUUGUUCCUGUGACAUCCCACCUGAAAAACAGAAUUAUGGCAGGAUUCUCAUGGUUACACCGCACAAUGCUGACUUGGGCUGCCAAUGUAAAACCACAGAACUUGAAGGGGAUAUUCUGUGUCUUAUUCACAGCAAGAGAUUUGAACCUGAUGUUCGUGCCAAUUGCCUUGCUCCUAUCAUGUGUUCCGAUUGUCAGGCGCUCAUGGAGUAUCAGAAAAUAUUAAUGGACAUGUGUCCGUUAAUGAUGGAGUGCAUUAAAAAUGAUACAGCCAGCUGA